GCACGUGCCCGAACCAAGCUCUGUGAAUCGGCCAUUCUGCAAACCACCCCUGCCGACAAAGAACACGGUGAAACGAUCAGACAAAAUAACAUCAUGGCAGAAGAAGCAGGCGAGUACAACUACGAGGCAAAUGGUGAAGGAUUCGAACAGGGAACAAGUUUUGAAAACUUCAGCGGUGAUGCUGAAGCUGCAGAGCCCAUGGACGACACAGAAAAAGCCGGUGGCGAGUCUGGGGAGGCCGGGGACGACGACGAAGACGACCGUAAAUUGUUUGUGGGAAACCUGAGCUGGGAGACCGGGCAGAAGGACCUUAAAGAUUACUUCACAAAGUUUGGAGAAGUCACAAGUUGUACACUAAAAACAGACCCAGAGACGAGAAGAUCUCGGGGAUUUGGAUUUGUUGUAUUCAAAGAGCCAGUAGCUGUCGAUCAGGUAUUAGAAGAUAAAGAACACAAACUUCAAGGACGAGUAAUAGACCCAAAGAAAGCAAAUCCUAGGAGAGAAGUAAUAAAGAAAAUAUUUUGUGGAAAGGUGGAUCCCGGUGUACCAGAAAGUGACAUUAGGGAAUAUUUCGAAAAAUUUGGAAAGAUCGAGAAAUUGGACCUGCCAUUCGACAAAAUAAAGGAUCAGAGGAGGGCUUUCUGUUUCAUUGAAUUUGAGAAGGAAGAAACAGUGAAAAAAAUCAUAGAUGGUUGUCCACACAAACUUAAUGAACAAGAAAUUGAUGUGAAGAAAGCCACACCAAACAAUCAGAACAAGCGAGGAGGUCGAGGAGGUUUUGGUGCCUGGGGAGGAGGCUGGGGUGGUGGCCGAGGAGGAGGUGCACGUGGAGGCCGAGGCGGAGGCUGGGGAGGUCAAGGCUACAACAACAAUUAUUACAACAACUACAACCAAGGAUAUGGAGGAUACGGCGGAUAUGGUGGAUAUGGAGGAUACGACAACAGUUACUACCAAGGAUAUGGCGCCGGAUGGGGUGGAUAUGAUCAGAGCUAUUAUGGAAGCUAUGGAGGCGAUUAUAAUGGAGGAUGGGGCUAUGACCAAGGGAAUCAGCAACAGAGCACCUAUGGCAAAUCACAAAAAGGAGUCCGAGGGGCUGGUGGUGGGUACCACCCAUACAGCCGAUAAACAGAGUGAAGAAAGUGUCGGUUGCCAACAAACAUUGAAUCAUGUUUCAUUGCCUCAUUUAUCAUCACAUGCUGGACACUGUGUUACAUCAUUCCAAGAAGGAUACUACAGUGACAUUGAAUAAACAAUUGACUGAAAUACCAGUUUCAUUAAAUCUCAUAUUUGAUUUUUUAUUGUCUGAUCGUUGUCUUGUAAACAAUAAAACUGAAUUUUUUA
Molecule: messenger RNA, 1341 nt
Organism: Mizuhopecten yessoensis (Yesso scallop)
Lineage: Eukaryota; Metazoa; Mollusca; Bivalvia; Pectinida; Pectinidae
Product: heterogeneous nuclear ribonucleoprotein D-like
Exons: 10
Coding region: 94-1125 (343 amino acids)
Biological process (GO): regulation of gene expression
Cellular component (GO): nucleoplasm
Molecular function (GO): RNA binding
Source: RefSeq, a predicted model, not a curated record